AGGGAAAGGAGUAAGAGUCACAUCAUCCGAAGACCUCACCCCUUGUCUCUCCAUGCAUUCCGCCCUCCUCUAUCUCUGAGGCUUGGACUCUUGGCAGAGAGGAAGAAGCCAGGCCGCUGACUGUACGCCUUCUCCCAGGCACACACCCGGCCCGUCCGAUGUGCGGAACUGCCCCUGGAGCUGUAGCCCUUCACCACCAUCCCUACCUCCUUCCUUCGGAGGGCUCCUGAGACGCCAUCUGUCAUGGAAAAGUACCACGUGUUGGAGAUGAUUGGAGAAGGCUCUUUUGGGAGGGUGUACAAGGGUCGAAGAAAAUACAGCGCUCAGGUGGUGGCCCUGAAAUUCAUCCCCAAACUGGGCCGCUCAGAGAAGGAGCUGAGGAACCUGCAGCGAGAGAUUGAAAUCAUGCGGGGUCUGCGACAUCCCAACAUUGUGCAUAUGCUCGACAGCUUUGAGACUGACAAGGAGGUGGUGGUGGUCACAGACUAUGCUGAGGGAGAGCUCUUUCAGAUCCUUGAAGAUGAUGGGAAACUUCCCGAAAACCAGGUUCAGGCCAUCGCUGCCCAGUUGGUGUCGGCCCUGUACUACCUCCACUCCCACCGAAUCCUGCACCGUGACAUGAAGCCGCAGAACAUCCUGCUGGCCAAGGGGGGCGGCAUCAAGCUCUGUGACUUUGGGUUUGCCCGGGCAAUGAGCACCAACACCAUGGUGCUGACAUCCAUCAAAGGUACCCCACUGUACAUGUCUCCAGAGCUGGUGGAGGAGCGGCCGUAUGACCACACGGCAGACCUCUGGUCUGUGGGCUGCAUACUAUACGAACUGGCUGUCGGCACCCCUCCCUUCUACACCACGAGCAUCUUUGAGCUGGUCAGCCUCAUCCUCAAGGACCCUGUGCGCUGGCCCUCGACCAUUAGCCCUUGCUUCAAGAACUUCCUGCAGGGACUGCUCACCAAGGACCCCCAGCAGCGGCUGUCCUGGCCAGAUCUCUUACAUCACCCCUUCAUUGCUGGCCACGUCACCAUAAUAACGGAGCCAGCGGCCCUGGGCUUGGGCACACCGUUCACCAGCCGCCUCCCUCCAGAGCUGCAGGUCCUAAAGGACCAACAGGCACAUCGGCUGGCCCCCAGGGGUAAUGGAUUGCGUGUCUUGCGUCAGGCACGUAAACGCAUGGCUGAGGAGGCCAAGCAGAAGAAUCACCAGAAGACUGCGCCUGCGCUUGAGCAAGAGGACAAGACCAGCAAGGUGGCUCUGCCCAGGCUAAGGACCACCCCUCAGGAACCAAGCCUCUUGGCUGGGAUCUUGGCCUCAGAAAUGCAGAGCAACUGGGCUGAGUGGGGGCCUGGAGACGCCCCCUCCACACCUUGGGAGCCUCAGAUCACUGCAGAUCAAGAACAGGCUUUCCCGGAGCCGAGACCAGAGGUGGUGGACCAGAAGACCAUGGAUGCAGUAGAUCUAGAAAAUGAGGAACCAGACAGUGACAAGGAAUGGCAGCACCUGCUAGAGAGCACCAAGCCCUUGCCCACUCAGCUGAAGGCCCCGCUCAGCCUGCUGUGCAAUCCUGACUUCUGCCAGCGCGUCCAGAAGCAGCUCCAAGAGGCCGGAGGGCAGGUCCUGAAGGGCAUCCCAGAAGGUGCUGCUCACCUCCUCCCUGUGCUCCAGGUGCUAAUCAAUCUCCUGACUAGCUGCAGUGACUCUCAGGUCUUGUAUUCCUUCUGCCGGGAGGCAGGGCUUCCUGAACUUCUGCUGAACCUCUUCAAACAUAGCCAGGAGAAUCCCGGCAUCCCUCAGCAAUCUUGGUAUGGGGCCUUCUUAAGGGAGCUGCUGACUGCGAUUCAGGCCUACUUUGCCUGCACCUUCAACCUGGAGAGGGGCCAGACAAGCGACAGCCUACAGGUGUUUCAGGAGGCGGCCAACCACUUUCUGGACUUGCUGGGGAAACUCCUGGCCCAACCAGAUGACUCUGAGCAGACCCUGCGGAGGGACAGCCUGAUGUGCUUGACUGUUUUGUGUGAAACCAUGGAUGGCAACAGCCAGGCCAUCACCAACGCCUUUUACUCCAGCCUGCUGACAACCCAGCGGGCCGUGCUAGAUGGGCUCCUUCAUGGUUUGACGCUUCCACAGCUCCCCUUCCAUACACCCCCAGGAGCCCCACAAGUGAGCCAGUCCCUGCGGGAGCAGAGUGAGGAUCUACCCGGAGCCAUUUCCUCUGCACUGGCCGCCAUAUGCACUGCUCCAGUGGGGCUGCCCGGCUGCUGGGAAGCCAAGGAACAGAUCUCUCGGUACUUGGCAAGUCAACUGACUGAAAACGGCAGCCAGCUGAGGCCGUCCCUCAUCUCUGGAUUGCAGCACCCGAUCCUGUGCCUACACCUUCUCAAGGUUCUCUACUCCUGCUGCCACGUCAGUGAGCACUUGUGCCGUGUGCUUGGCCAAGAGCCCCUGGCCUUGGAGUCUCUGCUGAUGUUGGUCCAGGGCCAGGUCAAAGUUGCAGACUGGGAAGAGUCAGUUGAAGUGACACUCUACCUCCUCUCCCUUCUUGUCCUUCGACUCCAAGCUCUGCCGUCUGGGCUGGAGAGGCUGGGCAGCGAGACGGCUGCUCUCUUCACCCACUCACAUGUUGUUUCUCUCGGGAACGCAGCGGCCUGUCUGAUGGAGCAGCUUUGUCAUCAAGGAGUGACCCUUGACCUCCAGCCUGUGGAAUGGAUGGCUGCAGCCACACAUGCCCUGUCUGCCCCUGCAGAGGUCCGACUGGCUCCACCUGGUGGCUCUGGGUUUUAUGACGGCCUCCUCAUCCUGCUACUGCAGCUCCUCACCCAGGGGAAGACUAGCCUGAUACGGGAUUUGGUGCAUUCGGAAAUGUGGACUGUUUUGUGGCACCGCUUCUCCAUGGCCCUGAGGCUGCCCAAGGAGGUCUCUAUGCAAGAGGAUGAACUCUUACUGCCCCAUCCACAAAGCCCAGUGCCAGACUGGACGCUGAUCUCACCCCAAGGCAUGGCGGCCCUCCUGAGCCUGGCCGUGGCCACCUUCACCCAGGAGCCCCAGUUAUGCCUGAGCCACCUGUCUCAGCAUGGAAGUAUCCUCAUGUCCACCCUGACACACCUGCUCUCGGACAGCUUCCUGCAACAGCUAGCCCGGGCGCCUCACGGCGCUGAGCUCCUCCCAGCGGUGGUGCUCUCUGUCUGCCAGCUUCUCUGCUUCCCCUUCGCCCUGGAUGUGGAUGCCAACCUCCUUGUGGGCAUCUUGGCUGACCUCAGAGAUUCGCAAGUCGCUGCCCACCUUCUGCAGGUCUGCUGCCAUCAUCUUCUGCUUCCACAAGUUGAGCUGCCAAUGAGUCUCCUCACACGCCUGGCCCUCACCGAACCCACGUCUCUCAGCCAGUUUGUGAAUGCUGUGGCGUCCUCCCCCAGCACCUUCACCUCCUUCUUCUCAGAUGCCCUCUUGGGUGACCAGCCACUGCUCACCUCUGACCUUCUUUCCCUGCUGGCUCACGCAGCCCGGGUACUGACCCCCAGCCACGUGUCUUUUGUCCAAGAACUCCUGGCUGGCUCUGAUGAAUCCUAUCGGCCCCUGCGCAGCCUCCUGGGCCAUCCAAGGAAUUCCGUGCGCACCCGCAUCUAUGGUCUCUUGGGACACUUGCUCCAGCACAGCAUGGCCCUGCGUGGGGCACUACAGAGCCAGGCUGGACUUCUCAACCUGCUGCUGCUGGGGCUUGGAGAUAAGGACCCUGCUGUGCGGCGCAAUGCCAGUUUUGCUGUGGGAAAUGCAGCGUACCAGGCUGGUCCCCUGGGAUCCGCCCUGGCAGCUGCAGUGCCCAGUUUGACCCAGCUGCUGGGAGAUCCUCAGGCUGGCAUCCGGCGCAAUGCUGCAUCCGCUCUGGGCAACUUGGGGCCUGAGGGACUCGGGGAGGAGUUGUUACAGUGCCAAGUACCCCAACGGCUCCUAGAGAUGGCAUGUGGAGACCCUCAGCCAAAUGUGAAGGAGGCUGCGCUCAUUGCCCUCCGGAGCCUCCAGCAGGAGCCCUGCAUCCAUCAGGUGCUGGUGUCCCUGGGUGCCAGUGAGAAAUUAGCCUUGCUCUCGCUGGGCAAUCAGUUCGUGUCACCCAAUAGCAGCAGUCCCAGACCUGCCUCUGCUAAGCACUGCAGGAAACUUAUUCACCUCCUGAGGCCAAGCCACAGCACGUGAUUCCAGAUUCCUGGGGUCCAAGCCUCCAACCUUCCUUGCCCUACAGUUUCCAGCUUUCCUUUUUCUACUACACCAGCCGCCAACUCAACCAAGAGCUAAAGAGACUAAAGAGAUUUACACAAGGUGCCAACUCAACUCAGAAUGAGAAACUAGAAGAGAUAUGUGCAGAAAGCUCUUUCCUUCGCAGGUUCAGGAUGAUGUCACCCAGCGAACUUCAAGAAGAUUCCUUCUUUCCCUACAGCCAGAGCUUUGUUUCUCCCCAGAGUGGACCUGAGGAGAAUACCUUCUACCCAAGAGAUCUCUUCCUUUCUAAGCGCCGCUUAUCAUCUUCCCAGAAAGUUCCUGCUUCCGGGGUACGGGCCCCGGGACAGAGAUAAAGACAGAGCCACUUCCAGCUCUAGGCUUUCGGGAUAUAAGCCAUCAGCCCCGUUGUUGAGGGGGUCCCCAGACCUUAGUCCGCAUUCCCAUCUUUGGGUGGGGUUGGGGAGUAUAUCUUUCUUUUUUAAACUCUGUUUAUAAACUCUUUUAAUAAACGACAUGUCUCACCUGCUGGGACUGCCAUAGUAAGGGG
Messenger RNA from Echinops telfairi (small Madagascar hedgehog), 4750 nucleotides. It is a transcript of the gene STK36, whose product is annotated as serine/threonine kinase 36. Lineage: Eukaryota; Metazoa; Chordata; Mammalia; Afrosoricida; Tenrecidae. The transcript has 26 exons. The coding region runs from base 244 to 4179 and encodes 1311 amino acids. Gene Ontology annotation, cellular component: cytoplasm. Gene Ontology annotation, biological process: protein phosphorylation. The record is from RefSeq and is a predicted model, not a curated record. Gene Ontology annotation, molecular function: protein binding; protein kinase activity; ATP binding.